GCGGAUGGGGUUAGCGGGGGCAGAUCACAGGUCUGCCAAGGCCAGAUCCUCCCCUGGCUGCUGGAAUGGAUCAUCCCCCAUGACAUCACAAUCCUGAGUGGUUGCCAAGGUGCUGCUGGAGGUGGACCCUCAUUUCUCUCCAUGCAGCUCUAGGAUGUGGAUGUGAGAAAGGUGAGCAAGGAAGGCAGAUGGCAAUGAAGAACAGCCCGAGCCCCAUGCCCAUGGGCACAGCUCAGGGUGACCCUCGAGAGGCAGGAACACUGUCAGCCCUUGAUGCUGGCAUUUGGGACACAGGUGCAGCCACUCAGCUGAAGAUGAAGCCCAAGAAUGUGCGCAAGAUCAAGGCACUCAUCAUCGACCUGGGCUCACAGUACUGUAAGUGUGGCUAUGCAGGAGAGACGAGGCCCACCUACUUUAUCUCCUCCACGGUGGGCAGGCGCCACUCUGAGGCAGCUGAUGUGGGUGACACCCACAAGGAGAUCUAUGUGGGCCACGAGCUGCUCAACAUGGAGGCACCUCUGAAGCUGGUUAACCCUCUAAAAUAUGGCGUUGUGGUGGACUGGGACUGUGUCCAGAACAUCUGGGAAUACAUCUUCCACACAGUCAUGAAGAUCCUCCCUGAGGAGUACGCUGUGCUUGUCUCCGACCCCCCGCUCAGCCCCAGCAGCAACCGGGAGAAGUAUGCAGAGCUCAUGUUUGAGACCUUUGGCUUCCCCGCCAUGCAUGUGACAUCCCAGUCGCUGCUGUCCAUCUACUCCUAUGGUAAGACCACAGGGCUGGUGGUGGAGAGUGGGCACGGUGUCUCGCAUGUGGUCCCCAUCUCAGAGGGCAACGUGCUGCCGGGCCUGACGGUCCGUGCCAACUAUGCUGGGAGGGACCUUACCAACUACCUGCUGCAGCUGCUCAACGAGGCUGGCCACAAGCUUACGGACAACCACCUGCACAUUGUUGAGCACAUCAAGAAGACGUGCUGCUACUCGGCCUUCCUGCCCGAGGAGGAACUCGGCCUGUGCCUGGAGGAGCUGCGUGUAGACUACGAGCUCCCCGACGGCAAGCUCAUCACCAUUGGCCAUGAGCGCUUCCAGUGCGCCGAGAUGCUCUUCAAGCCCAGCCUGGUGAGCAGCAACCAGCCCGGUCUCCCUGCGCUCACGGCCACUUGCCUGGGCCACUGCCAGGAGGCAGGCUUCAAAGAGGAGAUGGCUGCCAAUGUGCUGCUGUGUGGCGGCUGCACCAUGCUGGAUGGCUUCCCUGAGCGCUUCCAGAGGGAGCUGAGCCUCCUCUGCCCCAGGGACAGCCCUACAGUGGCUGCUGCACCCGAGAGAAAGACCUCCGUGUGGACUGGUGGCUCCAUCCUGGCAUCCCUGCAGACCUUCCAGGAGUUCUGGGUCAGCAAGGAAGAAUUUGAGGAGCAGGGCAGUGCGGCCAUCUAUACCAAGUGCUGAGCGGGGGUUCCGGGCCAGGCCAGGCCUGGCCUUGUGGGCAGGCGACCUCUGGCCGCUCAAUACAUUUAUAGAAUUU
This is a messenger RNA of Pteronotus mesoamericanus, 1518 nucleotides long. RefSeq names its product actin-like protein 7B. The record is from RefSeq and is a predicted model, not a curated record. The coding region runs from base 189 to 1442 and encodes 417 amino acids. Lineage: Eukaryota; Metazoa; Chordata; Mammalia; Chiroptera; Mormoopidae. Gene Ontology annotation, cellular component: nucleus; cytoplasm. The transcript has a single exon.